Messenger RNA from Hibiscus syriacus, 533 nucleotides. Its product is annotated as glycine-rich protein 5-like. The coding region runs from base 39 to 386 and encodes 115 amino acids. The record is from RefSeq and is a predicted model, not a curated record. NCBI's taxonomy places the organism in Eukaryota, Viridiplantae, Streptophyta, Magnoliopsida, Malvales, Malvaceae. The transcript has a single exon.
CAUCAUAGAGAGUGUCCAAUAUAGUAAACAGAGUUGAUAUGGCCAAGUAUUGCAAUGUUGUGCUUAUUCUUGCUCUAGCAGUGAUGGUUCAAGCAACCGCAAGGAAUGUGCCUAACGAUGCUGCUGGUCUCAAUGACCAAAAGAACUUCCUCACGUACGGUGGCGUUGGAGGCUACUCUGGCAUUGGAGCGAAUGGCAUGCCGAUUGGUGGUGUUGGGAGUGCUGGAGGUGUGACUAACCUUGAUGGUACAGGUGGGACUGGCGGCGUAUUAGGCGUUGGGUUUGGAAGUGGUGCUGGCUCCGGCGCCGGUGUCGGAGUUGGAGGUGGUGUAGGUGGUACUGGUGCUGGCAUUGAAAGUGCGCCUGGUUCCAUCCAUUUUCCUUGAACUUCGUUGGGGUUUAACUUGUGUUAGAGUAAUAUUAUAGUUGCUCUAGAGUGUGUGGCAUGUUUAAGAUUGUAGUAAUGCUUGUUGGAUGUUGAGAUGUUAUCGUCCUUUAUUUUCUUAUGUAGCAAUGCAUCAUGUCUUUUGCUU